This is a messenger RNA of Nerophis ophidion (straightnose pipefish), 1014 nucleotides long. Its product is annotated as gastrula zinc finger protein xLCGF3.1-like. Gene Ontology annotation, biological process: regulation of transcription by RNA polymerase II. Gene Ontology annotation, molecular function: RNA polymerase II cis-regulatory region sequence-specific DNA binding; DNA-binding transcription factor activity. Lineage: Eukaryota; Metazoa; Chordata; Actinopteri; Syngnathiformes; Syngnathidae. The record is from RefSeq and is a predicted model, not a curated record. The annotation marks the transcript as partial. The transcript has a single exon.
CACACUGGUAAAAAACCUUUCUCCUGUUCAACCUGUGGUAAAGGUUUUACAGAAAGUCAAAAUUUGAAAAGACACAUGAGAACACACACUGGUGAAAAACCUUUUUCUUGCUCAGAAUGUGGUAAAGAUUUUGUACAAAGUCCCCUUUUAAAAGCACACAUGAGAACACACACUGGUGAAAAACCUUUUGUCUGUUCAAUCUAUGGUAAAGGUUUUACAGAAAGUCGAUGGUUAAAAGUGCAUAUGAGAACACACACUGGUGAAAAACCGUUUUCCUGUUCAGUCUGUGGUAAAGAUUUUGUACAAAGUCCCCUUUUAAAAGCACACAUGAGAACACACACUGGUGAAAAACCUUUUGUCUGUUCAAUCUGUGGUAAAGAUUUUACAGAAAGUCGAUGGUUAAAAGUGCACAUGAGAACACACACUGGUGAAAAACCGUUUUCCUGUUCAGUCUGUGGUAAAGGUUUUACACAAAGUCAUCAUUUAAAACUGCACGACAGAACACACACUGGUGAAAAACCUUUUUCCUGUUCAAUCUGUGAUAAAGGUUUUACAGAAAACUGGUGUUUGAAAGUACACACUAGAACACACACUGGUGAAAAUUCACAUUCCUGUUCAAUCUGCAACAGAAGCUUUAGUGACCGAUCAACCCUUGUAGCACACAUGAGAAGACACCCAGGAGAGAAAGUGUUGAGUUGCAGUGUGUGUGGUGAAAGAUUGUCUUCUAAGUACCAGUGUAAGAAACACAAGUGUGCUGGUGAGAACAGCAGCAGCAAAUGAAACUGCAGGAUUUGAAAUAAACUGUCCAGACUUUCAUUUUGACUUUCUAACAACAUCAGCACAUAUAACAUGUGUGACAUUGUUGUUUUUCCAACAAUCUUUUUAAAAUGCUUCCACAUUUAUAGAUUAGAUAUUUUAUAUUAAUCCUUUUUUCAGUCAAGCACAUGCAUUAAUAUGCAACAUUGUGUACUUUUAUUAAAAAAUGGACAGAACAAUUUGAGUAAAAAGCUGAGU